Molecule: messenger RNA, 1256 nt
Organism: Nothobranchius furzeri (turquoise killifish)
Lineage: Eukaryota; Metazoa; Chordata; Actinopteri; Cyprinodontiformes; Nothobranchiidae
Gene: marveld1
Product: MARVEL domain containing 1
Biological process (GO): myelination
Cellular component (GO): membrane
Molecular function (GO): structural constituent of myelin sheath
Source: RefSeq, a predicted model, not a curated record
AACAGACCCUGCAUCCACCAGAGGAAACGGAAAAGACGAAACAUACAAGGAUUCAAACCCUCCAGGCUGUGGAAAGAACACAGAGUUCAUUCUUUUACGUUGCUUUUUAAAAAAUACAGCCCAGUCCCGUUCUCCAAAUCUCUCCACUUUCUGCGCAUCUUUUUCUCCAGCUGUUUGCAGCUGGCACAAUCCACCCGCCUUGUUCGGGUAAAAACAGGCUCUGCGAUUGACCGGAGAGGAAGAGAGGAACUGAGACACAAAGAAAGAGAGAGAAAGAGAUGCCUCCCCAGCCUCCUCCUCAGCCACAGGUGAAGCAGAACAUCCUGCGGUUCCUCAGGAGCUUCCUGGGAAUCACCCGGAUCCUGCAGCUUGUGUUCGGCACCGGGCUGUGGGUCACCAUUGCUGCCAACAAAUACGAGGGAUCCAUCCACUUCGUGUUGUUCGUCGCCGUCCUCUUCUGGCUACUCACCCUCGCCCUCUUCUUCCUCACCCUGCUGAACAAACAGGACCUCGUCCCGUUGCUGGGGGGCGAGCACUGGCUGUGCGCCAACCUGACGCACGACGUGGCUGCAGCCGCGCUCUACCUGGCGGCCAUAGGUGUGAUGAUCGACAAGACCAAGAGCAACUCGUACUGCAUCGUGCAUCACUACAAGCACUUUUGUCUGUACAAGGUCUACCUGACUGCCUCCGUGUUCGCCUGCCUCUGUUGCCUCACCUAUCUCCUGGCGGUCGUUUAUGGCGCGCGCAGGAGGCACCGAGGAGAGAAAAGUGUCUUCUAAAAGACACCCGAGCAGGUGAUGGAGACUGGGUAUCCCUCAAGAUGAAGAAUAGUUUACUUCACUGUAAUUAAGAAAGUUUUCUGCUGUGGCAGAUUCAGCAGCCUUGCAUGAGAUUGGGAGGAAAAUGGUUUUCUGCACGAUUUUAAUUAGUUAUUUAAUACACUUUCCCUCUCAGAGAACCAUAAGCGCCUUAAUACAGCAAAGAAAUGUUAGUAAAAUUGAUCAGUUUUAUAGAUUAUUUUGGUACAUGUUUUCAGUUUAUGACCUCUGUAAUUCUGAAUUUAUUUUCCAGAUGUUUUUUACAUUUUUUCUAAAUCUUUGACUUAUCUUGACACAUUUUCUUGGUUUUUUUUAAAUACGUCAUCCUCUGUCAGAAUGCUGUAACAACUCCACAACAGGGAUGUGACUGGUGCUGCAACAUGUAUGCCAAAUCAGAAACACUUCUUUAAUACUUUCAAGAAUAAAUGUGGAGAAGGA